Molecule: messenger RNA, 2521 nt
Organism: Saccostrea cuccullata (small rock oyster)
Lineage: Eukaryota; Metazoa; Mollusca; Bivalvia; Ostreida; Ostreidae
Product: E3 ubiquitin-protein ligase TRIM71-like
Exons: 4
Coding region: 74-1771 (565 amino acids)
Biological process (GO): protein polyubiquitination; proteasome-mediated ubiquitin-dependent protein catabolic process
Molecular function (GO): zinc ion binding; protein binding; ubiquitin protein ligase activity
Source: RefSeq, a predicted model, not a curated record
GGAGCUGGCAGCCAUUACUGUUUUACAUCAGUUUUGGUGCCGUUGACAAGCCCUGGACUUGUAGGUCUUAAUCAUGGACCCCAGUGCCCAGGACGUGGUGCGAUGCGACCUGUGUGAGACCGCUGUGGUACAGAUGCACUGUGAUACAUGUCUUGUCAACCUGUGUAAGGCCUGCGUUGGAGAACACUUCUCUGCUGAUCUCUCAAAACCUCAUAAAAUUGUGGACUUCAAAGAUAGAAAAUCCACUCCCCUCUAUCCUGGAUGUAAAACUCAUGACAAAGAACGAUGUAAAAUGUACUGUGAUCAAUGUGACAUUCCUGUCUGCCAUAAGUGCAUAUCAUCUGGUCAACAUCUAGGCCAUAAAGUAUCAGAAAUCUUAAAAGUUGUGGAUGGAAAAAGGAAUAAAUUCAUGAAAGAGCAGACUGAAUUAAAUGAGACAAUUUACCCCACCUACCAGGACAUUGCCUCUGAUGUACAAAACAGAAUGAUCCAGUUUGAAAAGAACUAUUACAAAUAUGGAGAUCUCUCAACAGCCAUAACAAAACAUGGAGAGGACUGGCACAGAGAAAUUGACAAACUUGUCAAUAAACUUAAAGCUGAAGUUGAUGUGAUGAAAAACACACAGUUACAAACUCUACAGAAACAUCUGGAUGAAAUAAACAAGACAAUGUCUGACAUCAAGGAUGAAAUCAAUUCAAUGGAAACUGCAAUAGACACCAAUGAAUUGUCAAAACUAUUUAGUGUCAUGUCUAAUGUACACACAUACAGAAAUCUUCCAGACAAAAUUUUAGCACCUUUACCCAAAUUCAUUCCAGGAAAAAUGAAAGGGGAAGAACUAAGUAAACUGUUUGGAGCCUUAUCAUCAAGUUCUUUAACAUCAGAUAAACAUGGUUACAGCAUGAAGACAACACAGAAAUCACCAGAAGCUGGAUCCUCUCCUCCGGUCAAACAACUGCUUGAUGAACCAGAGACUGUCACCACCAUAGACACUGGGUAUAAACAAUUUUACAAUAUGGCCUGUCUGAAUGAUGAAGAAAUCUGGACAAGUGGAGGUGACAACACCAUGAAACUCUACAGCAUCAAUCAGGGAUCACUACUCAAGUCCAUCAAAACCAAGUCAGGGUACAUAUCAUCUAACAUAGCAGUGACAAAAAGUGGAGAUCUAGUUUAUACUGAUUACUUUUAUAGAACUGUGAACAUUGUGAAGAAUGAGAAGAUAGAGGAGUUGAUCAGACUACAGAACUGGAUACCUAAAGGUGUCUGUAGUACCUCCUCUGGGGACCUCCUGGUUAUCAUGGUCAGUGAUGAUUGCAAACAAACAAAAGUUGUCUGUUACUCUGGCUCCACAGAAAAACAAACCAUUCAGUUUGAUGAUAAACGUAAACCUCUCUACUCUAAUUCUAGUUCUUGUAUUCUAAGAUACAUAACUGAGAACAAGAACCUGGAUAUCUGUGUGUCUGAUGAGAGAGCUGGAGCAGUAGUGGUGGUCAAUCAGGCCGGGAAACUGAGAUUCAGAUACACUGGACAUACUCCUGCUCCAAUGAACAAAGCAUUCAAUCCACGAGGAAUCACCACAGACAGUCAGAGUCACAUCCUUACAGCUGAUUUUAACAAUCACUGUGUCCACAUCAUAGACCAGGAUGGACAGUUCCUCCGUUACAUAGACUGUGAACUGAGUAGACCCUGGGGACUGUGUACAGAUACAAAUGACAAUUUGUUUGUUGUUCAGUGGGGAAACAGACAAGUGAAGAAAAUCAAAUAUCUGCAGUGAAAGUCAAGAUUAUAUGAAAAAAACUUUCCUCUUCAAAAUUAGCUAGUUUCUCUUUAUGCUUAAAUUGGCCAUGUAGAUAAACAAAUUUAUUAACUUACACACUAUGUCCAAUUCUCAGCCUCAUAAUAAAGUAGAGAUCUAAUGCUUUCAAUUUUUAUGUAAAAGAUACCUCUAAAGAGUCCAAGUUCUCAAAAACAGAUUGUGUGAAGUUGAAAUGUUCUUGAAUUUUGCAGAAAAAAAUGCAUUUGAGAUCCUUCAACAAAGAAAUAAUAUAUGAGCACACCCCUCAAUCCAAAAAAUAAAAUGUUUCAUAAUCUAGACAAGCAGUUCUUUCAAAAUAUACAUGUAUUUACACAUUUUGAAUCGGCAGGUCGUGCUGUACAUGAAGUAUUGAAAAAUGAAAAUAAUGAAGCAUUUCAUUACAUAGCAAUGCAUGAACUAGCAAGAAAAUUACAUCAUUUUUAUUGUAGACAUGCAGUCACCAAGGGUUUAAGUUAUAUUUAUUUUGUUGUCAACUAAAACUAUAUGUACUCAAUUUUUAAGAAAUUUACAGGGCUUCAAAUGGCCCAAAGUGGCCCUUGCUUUUUUUCAUCAUUUCAGUCCAUUGUCUAAACUUUAUCCAUCUUUUAUCUGUAUAUAACGACUGAUGUAUGAUAUGACUGUUACAUGUAUAUAUUAUGACUGUUAUAUGAAAUGGGGUACCAAGCUUCUUCAAUGUUAAUCUUAGUUUGAAUAUAAAAAAUAAGGAAU